This is a messenger RNA of Oncorhynchus kisutch (coho salmon), 2273 nucleotides long. RefSeq names its product suppressor of tumorigenicity 14 protein. Gene Ontology annotation, molecular function: serine-type endopeptidase activity; protein binding. Gene Ontology annotation, biological process: proteolysis; complement activation. The transcript has 15 exons. NCBI's taxonomy places the organism in Eukaryota, Metazoa, Chordata, Actinopteri, Salmoniformes, Salmonidae. The coding region runs from base 1 to 2124 and encodes 707 amino acids. Gene Ontology annotation, cellular component: extracellular region. The record is from RefSeq and is a predicted model, not a curated record.
AUGGAGAUCCAGCGGUGGAGUACAAAGCGUGUACAGCGCCGUCUCCCUGGCACCAAUAAGCUGCUGUACAGCCAGAACGAGGAGCGCUAUUACAUGGAGAGAGACGACGAAUCACUCAACCUGCUAGAUGACAAGGCAGAUAAAAUCAAGAACCCCAACUCCCUGCAGAACUCUCUACAGAGCGGCAAGUGGCAGCUGGGAUUCCAAGCAAUGUCCUUUGACCUCUAUGCGAAGUACGGUAACAACCGUACCCUGAGCUUGGUGAGUCCCAAGAAGCCAUACUACCAGUGGCGCCUUCGUGUCCCGUCAGGUCAUGUGGUGCGUCUGGUCGUCCUCACCCUGCACGGAGCCACACCCGGAAGCUGCUCCUCCCACAAACUGUCUGCCUAUGACUUCCUGUUGCCACUACAGAACAAGAUCAUCGCCAGGUGGUGUGGUCUCCCAGUGUCUGGCUCAUCUCCUGUAAUGAAGCUGACGUCGUCUGGUAACGUGAUGCUGGUCACCUUCUCCUUCAGCAGACAGAGAGAUGGAGCCAUCUUCAAGGCCUACUUCCAGGCCAUUCCCAAAGCAGGUUGUGGAGGCUCUCUGUCCUCCUGGAAUGGCUCUCUGUCCUCUCCGUACUACCCUGCCCACUAUCCCCCAAACAUCGACUGCAGCUGGACCAUACGGGCGCCGUUGCCUGGAUACCUGAUCUCCAUGACAAUUGUGACGUUGAAUAUCCAGGACUCUUCGUCUUCGGACGGCUGUGAGAAAGACUGGCUGGACAUUGGAGGGGUCAAGCUGUGUAACCCCAUGACUGACAGCAGCAGAAAGAAAACCUACUCCUCUCCCGUCUCUCUACACUUCCACUCUGAUGAGUCUGUCACUCACAAGGGCUUCUACCUUCUCUACAGAGCAUUCUCCCCUGAGAGCACGUGUCCUGGCCAGUUCCGCUGUGGGGAUGGGAGGUGUGUUCCUCUCAGGAAGGUGUGUGACGGAGUCAGAGACUGUUCAGACGGACGGGACGAGGCUAAAUGCCCGACCUGUCGUCCAGGUGAGGUGUAUUGUGGGAACGGUCAGUGCCGGCCUCACAGCAGCCAAUGUAACAGCCAGAGUAAAUGUGGAGAUAGCAGCGAGGAGGCCGACUGUGCAGGUCAAUGCUACCACAUGUGCCACAACAAGGUGUGUGUCUCCAAGUCCUCAGUUUGUGAUGGUGUCAUAGACUGCAAGGACCGCAGUGAUGAGAUCAACUGCACUAAAGCAUUCCAUAAGGGCUGCUCUCCAUCCUCCUAUAAGUGUGCCAAUGGGAAGUGUGUGAAUAAGAUCAACCCAGAGUGUGACGGCGUCAAAGACUGUUCUGAUGGAUCAGACGAGACGCGCUGCGGUUGUGGCACCCGGCCCAGGAAGCGUGCUAAGAUAGUGGGCGGGUCUGAUGCGGGGACGGGGGCGUGGCCGUGGCAGGUCAGUCUACAGAUGGAGCGCUAUGGGCAUGUGUGUGGAGCGACCCUGGUCACCAGCCGCUGGCUCAUCUCUGCUGCACACUGCUUCCAGGACUCUGACACCAUCAAGUACUCUGAUGCGCGGUCUUGGCGUGCCUACAUGGGCGUGCGUGUGAUGAACACGGCCAGCAACGCUGCAGCCACCAGACAGAUCCGUCGUAUCAUCCUCCACUCCCAGUACGACCAGUUUACCUCUGACUACGACAUCGCCCUGCUGGAGCUCAGCACCCCUGUCUACUUCAAUGACUUGGUACAGCCCGUCUGUGUCCCCGCCUCUUCCCACGCCUUCACCACCGGGACCAGCUGCCACGUCACGGGCUGGGGGGUCCUGAUGGAGGAUGGUGAGCUGGCAUCUCUGCUGCAGGAGGCCACAGUGAAGAUCAUCAACAGGAACAACUGUAACAAGCUAUAUGAGGACGCUGUCACUCCCAGGAUGCUGUGUGCUGGCAACCUGCAGGGAGGAGUGGAUGCCUGUCAGGGUGACUCAGGGGGUCCUCUGGUGUGUCUAGAGAGGGGUCGGCGGUGGUUCCUGGCGGGGAUCGUGAGCUGGGGGGAGGGGUGCGCUCGGCAGAACCGCCCUGGAGUCUACACACAGGUCACCAAGUUCACGGACUGGAUCCACCUGCAGACUAAAGGACAGGUCUGACGGACUGGCAGUCUGACAGACAGACGUCUGGAUGACAUCAGCAUGUGAACAGACUCAGUGGCUGGCACCAUGUCACUGUAACGGGGGUAAAGAGACAUCACCACGCAACCCCUGCUUUAUGAUUUAUACCAGGCCCCAUGUCACUGACA